AUUCUGGGCGACUGGUGGUUGCCCUUUAUUUUUUCUCCGCUAUCUAUCACAUCUUUUCUAAUAUUCGAAACUUAUCCCUGACAGAUGUGUCUUAUAGUAAAUAAGAAAUUUUUAUUUUCUGAAACUGUUCUUAAUUUUGUUCGAUUAUGUAGAGAUGAUUUUAAUAUCGGAAAUCAAUAGGUGAAUUUACGUAUUUGAUACGGUAUACAAUGCGCGCAAGCUCCAGGAUCUAGGAUGCUCCAGGAAGGAAGUCAACAAUCUUCUCGGCCGAUUGGGGAGAGUCGAAAUUGUCACCCUGAACGGAAUGGUGGACCAAGGAAUCCUGCGUCUCCGCCAAAAAGAUGCCAGCCUGGAGUUCGGACCGCCUCGCCGACGUACAACUGUGGUCAACUGGUACCAGGAGCGUCAUGGGACUCGACUCACCAAACCCGAAUGGCCACUGGCAUUCGUUUGCCGCAACCCAGGCACCUGCUUGCAAAUCGAGUUGGUGACCGUCAUGAUCAUCUAAUUUAUCAUUUUCUAUCAAUACUCUAUGUUUUUUCAAAAGUUAAAAAAAAAUUUGUUGGUGAUGUACUGGUAUUUUUAAAGAUUUUUUUGUGAACAACACUAAUAAUCAGAAACUCGCAAUAAAAGAAGUAAUAGUACAA
Molecule: messenger RNA, 647 nt
Organism: Caenorhabditis elegans
Lineage: Eukaryota; Metazoa; Nematoda; Chromadorea; Rhabditida; Rhabditidae
Gene: C35D6.3
Product: PAZ domain-containing protein
Exons: 3
Coding region: 305-508 (67 amino acids)
Source: RefSeq, marked reviewed